Ailuropoda melanoleuca (giant panda) is the source of this 1481-nucleotide messenger RNA. It is a transcript of the gene OSTF1, whose product is annotated as osteoclast stimulating factor 1. Gene Ontology annotation, biological process: signal transduction. The transcript has 10 exons. NCBI's taxonomy places the organism in Eukaryota, Metazoa, Chordata, Mammalia, Carnivora, Ursidae. The record is from RefSeq and is a predicted model, not a curated record. Gene Ontology annotation, molecular function: protein binding. Bases 253 to 942 code for a protein of 229 amino acids.
UGCGGCCACUUCCUCGUCGCCCGGCUGCGCGCUCGGGAGGCUCUGGCGGCCGCGGGGCGGGGCGGGGCAUUGCGCCGAGCGGCUCUGCCUGCGUCCGCUCGUCCGACGGCCAAGGGUGGGCGCAGGUCCUUGAAGACGCGCGGCUGCGAACCCGGCAAAAAGAAACUUUGGGCCUCCCCGAGUGUCGGCUGGCGGGGCGUUCGGUUGGGUUUUCCUGCGUGGUCUUGAGGCUCAGCCGCUCCAGGAAGCGCGAUGUCGAAGCCGCCACCCAAACCGGUCAAACCAGGGCAAGUUAAAGUGUUCAGAGCUCUUUAUACGUUUGAACCCAGAACGCCAGAUGAAUUGUACUUUGAGGAAGGUGAUAUUAUCUACAUUACUGACAUGAGUGAUACCAACUGGUGGAAAGGCACCUCCAAAGGCAAGACUGGACUCAUCCCAAGCAACUAUGUGGCUGAGCAGGCAGAAUCCAUUGACAAUCCGUUGCAUGAAGCAGCAAAAAGAGGCAACUUGAGCUGGUUGCGAGAGUGUUUGGACAACCGAGUUGGCGUUAAUGGCUUAGACAAAGCCGGAAGCACCGCCCUGUACUGGGCCUGCCAUGGGGGCCAUAAAGACGUAGUGGAAGUGCUGUUUACUCAACCAAACAUUGAACUGAACCAACAGAACAAGUUGGGAGACACAGCUUUACAUGCUGCUGCCUGGAAAGGUUAUGCGGAUAUCGUCCAGUUGCUCCUGGAAAAAGAUUCUUCAGAAACACCUGAUGUGCUUUUCUUGUGUUGGGGGAAAGGUGCAAGAACAGACUUAAGAAACAAUGAGAAGAAGCUGGCCCUGGAUAUGGCUACGAAUGCUACCUGCGCAUCUCUCCUGAAAAAGAAACAGGGCACAGAUGCUGUUCGAACAUUAAGCAAUGCCGAGGAGUAUCUUGAUGAUGAAGACUCCGAUUAAUUCCCUUCUGGAGCUUGGAGAUCUAAAACCUCUGUUGCUUUUGCCAUUCCAAAACCUUUGUCUUUGCCAGAAGAGUGUUGGUAACUGUUUUUGUCUUUUUUUUUUUUUAAGUCUUUAUGAACGUGGAAGUAUUGCACUGUGUUUGAGUCGAAUGUGUUUGGGUAGGUUUUCACCUUCAGUUUGCCAAUAAGUGACUGGAUACUUUGCUGUAUAAAGUACAUUUUUGUUCACCAGAGUAGAACAAGAAGAGAUUAUUUCUAUUUAUCAAGUUAAAGGAAUUAAAAACUUUUUUUUCUUUAAAGAAAAAUCAGAAUGGUUUUUGGUUUUUUGUUUGUUUUUUUAGUUCUUACCUCAAGGAUUGAAAUAUUUCAAGUGGAUUUUUCAAGGGGGAGAUGCUUGUUAUAUAUGAACCAAAAGACUUAACAGAAAAUCGUCAGUUAUUCUGACAAAAAUAAACAUUUUAAGAGACUGUAUUCCUUUUGUCUGUGUUUGUGGUAUCACUAUUUGCUGGUAAAUAAAGCUCUUUAUAUUUAUAUUUA